AGGGAAAACAAAGUGUGUAACAGCAAGAGUCAGUCCAGAUCAACACCUACAACUGAAAAAAUGAAUAAUCUAUUCCCAAGACUUCACCUGGAGGACAAUAAUCUCAAUAAGAUGAGCCCUGCUGAUGUUCUCCAGAUAACUGAACAUUCCUUACAAUCCCUUGAGUCUUGUGCUGAAGAGGAGCUGAUUCAGACUUUCAUACAAAAAAUAUUGAUGAUGAACUACAGAGCAAGAUAUGUCACUGUUAAAGAGACCAAUAAAAAUGAUCACACACAACAAGAUAAAGACGCAUCUGAAGCAGAGUGUGAUAUUUUUAAGGAUAUUCACAAAAAUGACCAUUUAUCUAACAAAGCAAGAAGCCAAUCUGAGCAAAUUCAUCCGAUGGAUAUUCAGAUGGCCGUGUUUCAUUGUGCUGAUCGUUUCCUGAAGCAGCUAAUCAUCACUAAACUGUCCCAGUGUCAGUACGCCCUGCCUCUGCUUGUUCCUGAUCCACUCACACAACAGAUUGAGUUUCCUCUCUGGACAUUCAGACAAAUCAACAAGAGCUGGAAGAUCAGAAAAACCAAUAAUGAGACCAUCAGUCAAACCCAGCCGAUCUACAAGACAGAAACUCCAAUGGUGUUUUUCUUCAGGUUUGGCUCUGUGAACUCAUCCAAGUCUCAGCUGAUGAACAGUCUGAUUAAUGAGAGACACAAUACGUUCUGUCCAGGCAGCAGCAGAACCAGAGUCCUGAUGGAUGGAGUGGUGGAGAUUGCCUGGUUCUUCCCCUCUGGGAAAAACACAGAUAAAUUCAGUGACUGUGUUGCAUUCUGUAAUCUACAUGGUGAUGCAGGAGACCAUGAGAAACAGCUGCAGAUCCUCACUGAAAUGGCCUCAGUCAAUGUUGUUCUUCUACCACGACUGGACAAGAAUGACAGAAGUGCAACAGUAAUCCAAAAACUGUACAAGGACAGAAAGCCACUCAUUUGUCUUUUUACUGAAGAUGAAUCUGCUUCAACUGAGAUGCAGAAAGGAAAAUACAAAAUUGGUCUGAAUGGCAGAAAUCAGUCAGAAGUAUUUGAAGAACUCAGAAGAGCUAUAAAUGGUUGUCUCAAAGAAUCAUCUUCCACUUUCAGACUUGAAGAUGUGUCUAAACACUCAGACAUCAGAGUAGAUGAAGAAUAUGAUAAAGAGUGCAGGAGAGGAAGAGCAGCAGCACAGCAGAUGAUGAGUUUACUGGAGAAGAAAGAUCUGACAAAAAUCAAAGACUCAUUUCUGCCUCAUCAGGGGAAACUGUGGCAUCAGUGGAGUCAGAUGAACAAAGAACUACAUCGACCUCAAGGAGAUGAUAUAGAAAUGGAAAUUAGUAGAAAACGCACUCAAAUGAUGGACAUCCGUAAAGAGCAACAUAAAUUGGUCCUCAGUGAGCUUAUGAAGCUCUUUAUUAAGGAAAUGAACUCAGAGGACGAACAUGAAAGGAAGUUUUUCCUUAACUGGCUUGGAAAUCUCCUGGAUGAACAUACAUCAGCUGAUCUUUCUGUUUUACAUGAUUCAUAUAAUAAAAUGUGGUCAGCAGUUGUAAAAUUGAAAGAGAGUCAUGCUGAACCUGAUAAACUCAAAGUUGAACAAGCAAAACUUGAGAAAAAGUCUGAGGAGCUUGAAGCUGCAACUUUUGGUUUGGAGCACAUCAUGAGAGAGAUCGGUCAGAUCUAUGAAUCAUGUUCAUCUGUGCAGAAGAACAAGAAAGACCUGGAGCCUGACUUCUCUUCUCUCCCGAGUCUGGCAGCAGAGAUGAUGAUCUCUGGAUUUCCACUGGAGCUGAUGGAUGGAGAUGCUGCUCAUGUUCCUGUAAUCUGGAUCUCUGCUGUUCUAGAUGAACUCAUCCAGAAACUGGGAGACCAGAGAGUCUUUGUGCUGUCAGUUUUAGGGAUUCAGAGCUCUGGGAAAUCCACCAUGCUGAAUGCCAUGUUUGGACUCCAGUUUGCCGUCAGUGCUGGCAGGUGCACCAAAGGAGCUUUCAUGCAGCUGGUCAAAGUUUCAGAUGAGAUGAAAACACAGAUGAACUCUGACUAUAUUCUGGUUGUUGAUACUGAGGGUCUUCGUGCUCUAGAACUGGCUGGAAGAUCAACAAGAGAUCAUGACAAUGAAUUGGCCACAUUUGUUGUUGGUCUUGCAAAUCUGACAUUGAUCAACAUCUUUGGAGAAAACCCGUCUGAGAUGCAGGACAUUCUUCAGAUUGUUGUUCAGGCCUUCAUGAGGAUGAAGAAGGUCAGACUGAAUCCCAGAUGUAUGUUUGUGCAUCAGAAUGUUUCAGAUGUCACAGCUGGAGAGAAAAACAUGGAGGGAAGGAAACGACUGCAGGAGAAGUUGGAUGAGAUGACAAAACUUGCUGCUAAAGAGGAAGACUGUGCUGCAGAAAGUUUCAGUGAUGUCAUUACGUUUGAUGUUCAGAAUGAUGUGAUGUAUUUUGCUCAGUUCUGGGAGGGCAGCCCACCCAUGGCACCACCAAACCCAAACUACUGUGAGAAUAUUCAAGAACUAAAGGAAUCAAUUAUGUCUCAUGCCUCAAAAUCACAUGGAAUAAUGCUGAAAGAAUUGAAAGAUCGUGUUAAAGAUCUCUGGGAGGCUUUAAUGAAUGAACGAUUCAUCUUCAGUUUCAAAAAUUCUCUGGGGAUUUCAGCCUACAGGAAACUGGAGACCGAAUACAACAAGUGGUCCUGGAGGCUUCGUAGUGCCAUGAUGGAAACUGAGAACAAGCUCCACAACCAAAUAGAAAAUAAAGCAAUUCAUGAGGUAAAGGAAACUGAUCUUCAUAGAGAACUGAAGAAGACAAGUGAAGAAGUGAAAAAAUCAAUGUCAGAAUUCUUUGAGAAAGACACAUAUGCAGAUAUACUGAUUCAGUGGAAAACAUCAUUUGAAAUCAAAAUCAAAGACCUUCAGAAAAGCAUUGUGGGAGAAACAAAGAGGAAAUUAAAUGAGAUUCUUAAGCACAGAGAACUGAGGGAAAAGUUUGAUGCUCAGAAGACACAUCAUGAAAACACUCUCUAUGAAAAGAGCAAAGAACUUGCCUUAAAACUCAAAGACAAAGCAAAUGAUGAAGAAACACUGAAGAAAGAGUUUGAUUUGUUUUGGGAACAGAGUGUGAAGAAGAUCAUCAGUGACACUCCUCCAAUCAAAGACACUGAUAUAAUGAGAGAUAUGAAAGAGACUCUCAGUGACAUCAAUGAGGGACAUCUCUUUCUAGACCAGGAAAAAGAGAACAGGGAUAUUAUAUCUGUGCCAAGUUAUUCUGAAUAUGUUGUUUUUAAAAAGUCCAAAAAAGGAAAGAUUACAGAGACUCUAAAAAGCACAUUUGGAUUCAACUCGGAUCAAAUUCUUUCUCCAGAAGAUGAAGCUCAAAUAAGAUCUUUAGUCACAGAUGUUGCUCAGCAAACAGACAAAAUGAUUCAGUCAUUUAACAUUUCAAAAUUGGGCUACAACAAAAGCUGCAUUCAACUACUCACAGAUUUCAUCAAAGCAAAAGUAACAGAACAUGAGGAAAAAUCUGAGAAAUACAUGUUCAAAAAUCAGUUCUUCAUGGACUUGGUUUAUUCCAUCUGUAAGAGAUUAAACAAGAUGAUCACUGACCAACAUGAAAAGUUCAGGGAAGCCAAUGAUCCUGUAAUAUAUAUUGAGAAGAAGAGAGGAGAGUACUAUAGUAUUUUCCAGAAAUACUGUCAAGGAGCAACAUCAGCUGUCAUCUUUGGUGAGAUCAUCUGUCAGAAACUUAAAGAGCCCAUUGAGCAGAGUGUCUACAAGAAGACUGCCAGAGAUCUGGCAGAUGAAAUGAGAACAAACUGCAAAUCACUGAAUGGAAACAGAUCAAAUCUGGAGAAACACAUCCUGAAGACACUUGCUGACAAAGAGGAUUUUAACAAAUACAUGAACUACAUUCAAACUCCCAGAGAUCACUUCAAGAGUUUCAUCAGAGAUGAAGUCAGUCAGUUCAUCACUGAUAAGUUCAGUGUCAGUGUUUUACCCAAAAUGAAGGAAAACAUUGAAUGCCUUCAGCAAAAGAUCAUGAAAGCAGCACAUGAAUCUACUGAACAUGUUCAAGAGAACAGAGGAGAUGUGGGUUUGUGGUUAAAGACUUUCACACAGCAGAUCUCAGAUGUGUUGAUCUUCUCUGAAAAAGACCUCAGUGGAGUGAAAUAUGAUGAUGUUGAUGAUUUCAGCCUCCUAGAAGAUGUGAUAAGAAAACAACUUACUGUUAUAAUGACUGACAUCAGCAGUGGAUUCACCACAAAGACAUUUCCAGUAAAACUGGAUCUCAAGUUCAGGCCAGAUGAGCUUCUGAUUGAUCACUUCUGUCAGUGCUGUUGGGUUCAGUGUCCGUUCUGUAGAUCCAUCUGCACCAACACAAUAGAAAACCAUACUGGAGAUCACAGUGUUCCUUUCCAUCGUAAUAUUGGACUGAAUGGGUGGUUUUACAAAGGAACAACAAACUUGGCUAUUCAAAUUUGCACAUCAGCAGUAGCAAGUACUAAUACAUAUUUUUAUCCCAGUGCCUCCUCAAGUAAUGCAUUCCCCUGGAGAAAUUAUAGAUCAGCAGGAGGAGUUUAUGCAGUCUGGAGCAUCACACCAGAUCUCUCUGAACUGCCCUACUGGAAGUGGUUUGUGUGCAGAUUCCAGAAAGAUCUGGAAAACUAUUAUAAGAAAACAUUCCAGGGUUAUGGUAAUAUUCCAAAUGAAUGGAGACGAUACUCAAAGCAGGAAGCUGUUGAGAGUUUGGAUCAAUACAUUUAAUUUGACAAAUGAAAUUAAUAUUAGGUCUCUGAUUGACAGUUUGAAAUGAGUUUGUUCCUCAACUCAUUCAAGUGACAAAUAAUCUAAGAAUACAUUAGAGGCAAGAUUUUAAAAUUUAAAUGGUUUUCAUUUUCUUUUAAAGAUUUAUUCCAUAUUUACAACAAUGAAAACUAAAUGGUGUAUCUAUAUCGUAGUUUUAAAAUAGUUAAUUAGAUUUUUUUUAUUGCCAGAAAGGUGUAGCUCUUCACCAGAAAUAGUGAACUGCAGAAAAGACAGUGUAUUCUCAAUGAUUGUGGCCAGUCUAUGUCGAUCUGUUGACAAAGUAUCAUACAACUUCUGCAGCAUACAGGUGUGAUGUUGGCAUCAUGUGUGGUAUCUUAUUGAAGGCUACACAGGGUUAGGGUUACUUAAAUGUACUUCUGUAUCCACCACUCUGUCCCCCACCAAAUCACAACUACGCUACCAAAGUUAACUUUUAAAUAAUACAAAUUUAAAUAAGUUCAACUGUGUUCAAUUUUCAAUCAGUUUUGUGAUGUUAUUUCAAUCUAGUGCCAUUUUCAUGCUUAACAUUUUUUCAUUAAUGUUUAAAAAUCACAAUCAAACAUAAAGUAAACAUAAAGAGUUUUUUAGUGACAGACUUGUUUAAAGGCAUAAUGGUGAUGGGAACUCAGAUUACAAAUAUUUAACUAUUACUUUAUGGGAAAUGCAGUUUCUUUAGAUUUAUGUGGCUUUCUAAAAACACUAUGAUGACACCCAACUUUGUUCGUUGUUGAGGACAAUAACAAAAUUAAAAGAAGUAAUAAUAAUCAUAAUAAUAAUGUACUUCUGACUUAUUCUCAAUACAGCACUAGUCUUGAGUACCUUAUUGCUUUUAUAAAAUGGUUACCAAACAAUACAAAUACUAAAGCAAAAAAAAAAAAAAAAAAAAACAGCUUGUCAACAACAGAAUGUUCCUAUGUGUCAUCUUAUGGAGAUCAAAUAAAA
Messenger RNA from Megalobrama amblycephala (Wuchang bream), 5748 nucleotides. RefSeq names its product interferon-induced very large GTPase 1-like. Gene Ontology annotation, molecular function: GTP binding. The record is from RefSeq and is a predicted model, not a curated record. Bases 61 to 4764 code for a protein of 1567 amino acids. The transcript has a single exon. Lineage: Eukaryota; Metazoa; Chordata; Actinopteri; Cypriniformes; Xenocyprididae.